AUCUGCUAAUUGAACAAAUAGAUUGUUACGUAUCUAAAUGUACUCACUUUCUUUCAUGAUAAAUAUAUGAGAGUUAUGUAGAUGUAAAAUCGUAUGCGGUAUGAUUUUGCUGGGUCUAACGACAUACUUGCAUAUGAGCAACUAUUUAUGAAGAAGAGAAUGAAAAAUUUGCACUAUCUCAUCUAGUUACUGUUCAAUGAGCCACUUUAACUCAAUGUGAAAUACAAAAGUGAGCAAUCUUGUAUAAUCUCUUUUAUGAAAGAAAGUUAUCUGAUGAGGUUUCAUUGUAUUUUAAUUACAUGAUGGGUAACAAAAAGAUAUUCUGAGGUGUAUUGUUAAGAAUUAUUAGUAAAAAAAAGUAAUCAAACUAUCUUACUUCUAAAAAACGCAUUUUUGCCCGCAAAAAUGACUGUUUUAUGAUAAAAAUAAGAGGAAUUGUGUUGUAGUUGAGAUACACUCACUAUAGCUAUACUUUUACCUACAUACGCCACUAUCAGAAAAAUUUUCUACAUCUGCCACUGGUUUGGCCACCAUUAGGAUAAUAUAAUUUUUUUGUUCGAGAAAAAAGUAUGUCUCAUCUAAUUCUCAGCAGAGGCGGAGGCUUAAAUGAGAAUUGAUUGUCAAUGACUAAAUUUUGACUGUUUUCUCUGUUUCACAGAUUUUAGAUAUGACUUUACACAAGAGUAUGUCAGAGGAAGAACUUGAAUUAUUAAGAAAAUUAGAUGAAGAAAACAGGAAAAUUGAAGAAGAUUUAAAAUCAGCUAUGGUACUGACAUCUCAAAAUACACGAUCACCAGAUUCUUCCAAACAGUUAACAAAUGAGAAUAACAAUCAUUCAAGACAUGAUUCUAUUUCAAGUGAUCUUAGUAGUUUAACAUUUGAUGCUGAAGGUACGUUACUAAUAAAAUGA
Molecule: messenger RNA, 910 nt
Organism: Didymodactylos carnosus
Lineage: Eukaryota; Metazoa; Rotifera; Eurotatoria; Philodinida; Philodinidae
Source: the annotation of a GenBank genome assembly